UGCACCCAUGUCACAGUCGGCAUCACUUCCAAUUCCACUUGGUGCCGUUUCGCUCGCGCAGCGCGCACUUGACAGAGUGACUUGACAGUCAGAGGCGGGCCCUAAUGCAGGAGGAGGCAGGCCGGUGUUUUUCCACUGCCGCGGAUGUCUCAUGUCCCCCCUGUUCCGAGAGACAAAGGUCAGAAAGAGAGGCUUAUAAACACUCUAAAAUACAGUCCACCGACGAGUCCAGCCCUCAGUCGCUCUCACGGACACAGGAGGACACGGACAAGACGAACCGUGCAAGGGACCACGCGCAAAGGACAUUAAAAGGACAAAAUAAUAUACAAUAUUACAUCUACAGAGCAGAAUGGCUCAAAAAGAGAAACUUCAGUGCCUGAAGGAUUUCCACAAGGACACUCUGAAGCCAUCUCCUGGUAAAAGCCCCGGCACCCGGCCUGAAGACGAGGCAGAGGGCAAACAUCCCCAGCGGGAGAAGUGGGCCAGCAAGUUGGACUUUGUUCUGUCUGUAGCUGGCGGCUUUGUUGGUUUAGGGAACGUCUGGCGUUUCCCGUACCUCUGCUACAAGAAUGGUGGAGGUGCAUUUCUCAUUCCCUACUUCAUUUUCCUGUUUGGCGGAGGUCUGCCGGUCUUCUUCUUGGAGGUUGCUCUGGGUCAGUUCACCUCUGAGGGUGGCAUCACCUGCUGGGAGAAGCUCUGCCCCAUCUUUACUGGUAUUGGUUACGCCUCAGUUGUGAUCGUGUCCCUGCUCAACAUCUACUACAUUGUCAUCCUGGCCUGGGGCCUCUACUACUUGUUCCAGUGUUUUCAGCCGGAGCUGCCCUGGGCCAAGUGCAAUCAGUCCUGGAACACCGACCGCUGCAUUGAGGACACCUACCGCAAGAACAAAUCCCUAUGGCUGGCCGCCAACGCCACCAACUUCACCUCCCCUGUCACCGAGUUCUGGGAGUGA
Messenger RNA from Etheostoma spectabile (orangethroat darter), 952 nucleotides. Its product is annotated as sodium- and chloride-dependent taurine transporter. Lineage: Eukaryota; Metazoa; Chordata; Actinopteri; Perciformes; Percidae. The transcript has 5 exons. Bases 350 to 952 code for a protein of 200 amino acids. The record is from RefSeq and is a predicted model, not a curated record. Gene Ontology annotation, biological process: amino acid transport; taurine transmembrane transport; sodium ion transmembrane transport. Gene Ontology annotation, molecular function: gamma-aminobutyric acid:sodium:chloride symporter activity; taurine:sodium symporter activity. Gene Ontology annotation, cellular component: cell projection; plasma membrane.